This is a messenger RNA of Gigantopelta aegis, 9054 nucleotides long. RefSeq lists its product as uncharacterized. Lineage: Eukaryota; Metazoa; Mollusca; Gastropoda; Neomphalida; Peltospiridae. The record is from RefSeq and is a predicted model, not a curated record. The transcript has 49 exons. Gene Ontology annotation, biological process: Notch signaling pathway. Gene Ontology annotation, molecular function: calcium ion binding; Notch binding. Bases 1 to 9054 code for a protein of 3017 amino acids.
AUGGGGGAGGGCUGGUGGGUCAGAAGUUACUACACUCAAGACAAACAAGGAUUUCUGUUCCUGUAUCAAACUGGUUGUAACUAUGCCACAUCAAGUUUGUCAGGAACGAUUACCUCUCCUGGCUACUCUCUAGGGUCGUAUCCCAACCUCCUGACAUGCACGUGGCAGUUGUCUUCCCCUAACAACGCCCCAAUCAGGCUGACUUUCAACAAGCCGUUUGACCUGGAGAACAAGGAUUUUCUACAGGUGUUUGAGGGUGACAAUAUUUUCGGCACGUCUCUGUUCUCGGGUAAAGGCUUCACCGGAAAUGCUCAGCCUCAACCGGUGGAAUCACCGCGCGGAAAACUCCAUCUUGUUUUUAAAACCAACGCGGUGGGGACGGAGCAAGGAUUUAGUGCCACGUUCUCUAGUGGUUGUCCUCUCCUGGAUGACAGCACACUGUCGGUAGAUCCCGCGGACUACAGCCGUUACGUUGGCGACCAGGUCACGAUAUCGUGCGUAAACAACUACAGGUUUACAACCGCGAGUUUACAGUCACAGUCGUCUGUGAAGAUGACGUGUGAAUUCGGAGGAAAAUGGAAUUACAGUCCUAUCCCUACAUGUGCACGUGUUUUCUGCGGCCCGCCUCCGACCGUUACUCACGCCUAUCUGCUGCCCACAGCUGGUUUCUACUCCGGCGAUGUCGCCACCUACGUCUGUGAGUCUGGAUACUCACUGGGUUCAGCCACAGCAUCCGUCACAUGUCUCAGUACAUCCAACUGGGGGACACCACCGCACUGUUCAGCUGAACGUUGUUCCGCUCUUCCUACGAUCCACACGAAAGGCUACCAACUGCUGAAGGGCGACGGGUUUGAGGAGGGCAGUGUGGUGAAGUACAAUCAGUGUGAUGCUAAAUCUGGGUACGAGUUGAAUGGUGCCGCCACACUGGUGUGUUCUAAAGGAAGCUGGUCACAGGCGUCUCCCUCCUGUAAAAAAAUACGCUGUCCUCUCCCGUAUGUUGCGGACGGGAAAGCGUCGUUGACAAAUCCGCUGUUGACGGACGUAGCUUACAUCCAAGAUUAUCUCACUCUGUUCUGUAACACGGGUUUCCAGUUGGUCGGUAAUCGACAGUUUAAGUGUGGAGUUGAUGAACCUGGCAAGUGUGUUAAUAUUGAUGAGUGUGUGACCAGAACAUCCGGUUGUGCUCAGAUCUGUACCGAUACGAUCGGCAGUUUCGUGUGUACGUGUCGGGAUGGCUUCCAGGUGGACUUGUCGGGCCAGUGUCAUGACAUUAACGAAUGUUCCAAAAACCAAGGCAACUGCGAGCACUUCUGCUACAACAAGCCAGGAGGUUACGAGUGUGCGUGCCGAGAGGACUACAUGUUGUACAGCGGUCCUCACCAACAGACCGGACUCAAUCCAUUUAACACCUACAUCACAAACCACACGUGUGUCAAAGUGUCAUGUUCAGCCCCCAGUCUGACUAUACAAAACGGUUUCGCGUUAACAUCGGAAAAGAAGUUUUCAUCUGGACAACACAUCACCUACCUCUGUAACCUUGGCUACACGCUGCAAGGGGAUGCAACUCUGACAUGUCAGGGUGGACAGUGGGUUGGAUCUCGCCCCAAGUGUGUUGCUGCCCAAUGUCCUCCGCUGUCUGCGACGCCCGGCAGCAAGAACUCUGCGAACGUGUCCCCGACGACGCGGAUCCCGUACCUCGACUACUUCAGCCUGACGUGCGCGGUGGCGGGGCUAGGAGACUCCGUGACACGGCGACGCUGUGUGUACCACCGCAACAUUGACAGCUACAGCGCCACCUCACAAGAUCUGUCCUGCUUCGAUGUCGACUGUGGUGAGCCUGAGCCGCGACACGGUACCCUAUCGUUCGUCUACCACUGUACCACGUAUGACUGCCAGUUCACGUUCCGGUGCCGCGCGCCCUGGUUCACACAGCUGGGUCAGAGUUCACGACGGGACAGCAUCGUCCGCUGUGGGUCAGAUGGGAAAUGGGACUUCGCUGAUCUACGCUGUCCAGGACCCACAUGUUCGGACCCCGGCACGCCCCCUGGUGGCAACCAGCUGUAUGAGCGGAACACGACGUACGAAGAGCACAGCCUGGUGUGGUACUCGUGUGAGCGAGACGGGUUUCUUCCCUCCAACCCCGACCCUCUCAAGUGUGUGUGGUCCCCUCACACAAACCAGCUCCACUGGAACGCUACACGGCCACAAUGCAUUGAUCAAGAGACGCCGUUUUUCUACAGCUGUCCUGUGGGCAUCCUGACGGUGGACCAGUUCACGGUGCCCAUGUACGCGGAGCCCAUCCCAUCAGACAACAGCGGCCUCAUCAAGAGCACGUCGGUGAAACCGGCCAACUUCCGCACCAUGUUCACUGUGGUAACGCGCAACAUGCAGGUCGUGUACACGGCGACCGACCAUCAGGAUAACAUGGGGACCUGCUUCGUUAAUAUCAAGAUACGAGAUAACGACCCUCCGCGACUCACGUGUCAGAGUUACCUGGAGAUUUGUUAUAUAAGAUGUAAACUCACCUGUCAGAGUUACCUGGAGGUUUGUUAUCUAGGAUAUAACGAGCCCCCACGACUCACCUGUCAGAGUUACCUGGAAGUCCAGAUCCAGGGCUCUAACGACGUCCAGACGUUCAACGCUGAAAGCUUUGUGUUAUCGGCCACGGACAACUCAGGCAACGUGAUUCUGUCAUACUCGAUCCGCCAGCUGACCCUCGACCGGACGAGCAUCGGCAAACUGUACACUGUGUUCAUCACGGCCUCUGACGAUGUCGGCAACACAGAGAAGUGUACAGUGCAGGUCACUGUGGCAGCUCCUAAAUGCCAGUCGUGGAUUUUGAAUGUGGAUUACGGUAUGACAUCGUGCGUGAGUUUAGGCACGGGGUACCGGUGUACGGUGACCUGUGUUUCGGGCUAUGUGUUUUACGAGAACGAGCAACUAUCCAGCGUUGAUAUGCAGUGUUCUUUCAACUCUGACUGGGAUCGUAAACCACCUGUCUGUGUUCACCAGGACGUGACGGCGUACCGGAUCACGACUCGCCUGAGCUACUCACUGGGUGUGGGCGACCAGGUGACGGAGGAAUGUCGGUCGUCGUACCAGCAGCAGCUCCUCGCAAACAUGCCGGCACUCGUCACCAGCCUCACCAACAUCUGCAGCGACAUCGUCCCGCGGAUGAUCAUUGUCAGGGUGACAGCGGACAUCACAGUUGAACUGACUCCAUCCCGCCUUUCAUCGGUCACCUACCAGCAGUGUUCUCACAAGAUCAGAUCUGUUUUUUCCGUGAUGACCUCAGCCGUGUCGGCGGUGUCGCGACUCAGCUCCGUCAACAACUGUGCGGCGUCGUCCACCGCGCGGUACAUCAGCACAACGCAGGACGGCACCGGCUGUUACGGAGCCGCCGAGAUCAGGACUGGAACUGAUGGCUCGGACAUCUGCAUUUCGUGUCCGGCCGGCUACGUGAGUGCGGGAAGUGGACGGUGCAUGCCGUGUGGCGUGGGGCAGUUCCGCGACCCCACUGUGAGCAACGUGUGUGAGUCGUGUCCAUACCCCGCAACCAGCUCAUUCUCCAGUCAGUCAAUCACCAGCGAGGCUGAGUGCUUCAGAGUCUGUCCGAGAGGGAUGUUUCAUUCAGUUUGUCUACUGUUUCAGGAGUCUGUCCGAGAGGGAUGUUUCAUUCUGUUUGUCUACUGUUUCAGGAGUCUGUCCGAGAGGGAUGUUUCAUUCUGUUUGUCUAAUGUUUCAGGAGUCUGUCCGAGAGGGAUGUUUCAUUCUGUUUGUCUACUGUUUCAGGAGUCUUUCCGAGAGGGAUGUUUCAUUCUGUUUGUCUACUGUUUCAGGAGUCUGUCCGAGAGGGAUGUUUCAUUCUGUUUGUCUAAUGUUUCAGGAGUCUGUCCGAGAGGGAUGUUUCAUUCAGUUUGUCUACUGUUUCAGGAGUCUGUCCGAGAGGGAUGUUUCAUUCUGUUUGUCUACUGUUUCAGGAGUCUGUCCGAGAGGGAUGUUUCAUUCUGUUUGUCUAUUGUUUCAGGAGUCUGUCCGAGAGGGAUGUUUCAUUCAGUUUGUCUACUGUUUCAGGAGUCUGUCCGAGAGGGAUGUUUCAUUCUGAGUCUGUCCGAGAGGGAUGUUUCAUACUGUUUGUCUAAUGUUUCAGGAGUCUGUCCGAGAGGGAUGUUUCAUUCUGUUUGUCUAAUGUUUCAGGAGUCUGUCCGAGAGGGAUGUUUCAUACUGAGUCUGUCCGAGAGGGAUGUUUCAUACUGUUUGUCUACUGUUUCAGGAGUCUGUCCGAGAGGGAUGUUUUCGUCGACGGGUUCCGCUCCGUGUAACAUGUGUCCACCCAACACGUACAGCAUCUCGACGAUCUUCUGUCAGACCUGUCCCCCCAACACGUACACACGGGGGUCAGGACAGAUCUCAGUGACUGCCUGUCAGACCGAGUGCUCGGCGGGUGAGUUUUCCAGCAGCGGGUUCUCUCCAUGCAGGACUUGUCCGCGCGGGUUCUACCAGUCCCGGGCCCGCCACACGGGCUGUGACGAGUGCAUGAAGAACCAGACGACUCUGUACCAAGGCUCGACGGCCUCCACCGACUGCGUCCCCGUCACGUUCUGCGGCUCCGGCCCGUGUAAGAACGGAGGGCGCUGUGUCACGGCUGGUCACGACUAUCAGUGCAUCUGCUCCAACCCCAUAUACACUGGUCGUAACUGUGAGACCGAACUUGACCCGUGCAGUUCACGGCCGUGUUACAACAGGGGGUCAUGCCGCAACAACCGAGACGGAACGUACGCCUGCUUUUGUGGAACAAGUCGAAUCAGUGGUGACCGGUGUGAGAAAGAUCUGGAUGACUGUGAGGUGAACCCGUGUCGUAACAGCGGAGUGUGUCAGGAUAAACUGAGAUCCUACACCUGUCACUGUCCACUGUUCAGUGGCUACACGGGCAGUCUAUGUGAUGAGGUUUUGCGCUACCCGUGUUCUGUGAACCCGUGUGAUGCGUUCAAUUCUCGGUGUGUGGAAACCAGCAACAUCAGUCGGAGCUGUAUCUGUAACGCAGGUUACACCGGCAACAAUUGUGAGGUCAAUAUCGAUGAGUGCGUCUCCAACCCCUGUAUGAACGGUGCUACAUGCAUUGACCAGAUUAACGGGGUGGUGUGCCGGUGUCGCCGUGGUUACAAGGGGGACCUGUGUGAGGAGAGAGACAGUCCCUGUCAGACGAACGAGUGCGUCUCCAACCCCUGUAUGAACGGUGCUACAUGCAUUGACCAGAUUAACGGGGUGGUGUGCCGGUGUCGCCGUGGUUACAAGGGGGACCUGUGUGAGGAGAGAGACAGUCCCUGUUCAGCGUCCCCGUGCGGUUCCCAGGCGACGUGCAUCGACAACUACAAACUGGAGACGGUCGUGUGUCAGUGCCCGGACGGAUACGAAGAAGUGAGUGGCCGCUGUGAGAAGACGAACUUGUGUCGGAGUUCCCCGUGUCUGAAUGGUGGACAGUGUGUUUUCGUCAACAAUAACUACCAGUGUUCGUGCCCCACCGGUUACGACGGUGCGCGCUGUGAACACGACGUGGAUAACUGCACGCCAAACCCGUGUUUGAACGACGCUUUCUGCACGGAUCUCUUCAACGACUUCCGGUGUGACUGCGAUCAAAACCGACUACACACAGGAGCUAAGACGUGUGAUGACUAUGAUCAAUGCACCCCGUACCCGUGUGACUACGCCCACACCAAGUCAUGCGUGGACAAGUUCCUCGACUACUACUGCAACUGCAACGAUGGUUACCACGGCAAGAACUGCACGGUGAGUAUACAGAGAUUAUUACACGGGCUUGUGUGUCAUACUCACACUCACUCAGGCAGUACAAGAGAUUAUUACAUGGGCUUGUGUGUCAUAUUCACUCUCACUCGGGCAGUACAAGAAAUUAUUACACAAGCUUGUGUGUCAUACUCACUCUCACUCGGGCAGUACAAGAGAUUAUUACACGGGCUUGUGUGUCAUACUCACUCUCACUCGGGCAGUACAAGAGAUUAUUACACCGGCUUGUGUGUCAAACUCACUCUCACUCGGGCAGUACAAGAGAUUAUUACACCGGCUUGUGUGUCAAACUCACUCUCACUCGGGCAGUACAAGAGAUUAUUACACCGGCUUGUGUGUCAAACUCACUCUCACUCGGGCAGUACAAGAGAUUAUUACACCGGCUUGUGUGUCAUACUCACUCUCACUCGGGCAGUACAAGAGAUUAUUACACGGGCUUGUGUGUCAUACUCACUCUCACUCGGGCAGUACAAGAGAUUAUUACACGGGCUUGUGUGUCAUACUCACUCUCACUCGGGCAGUACAAGAGAUUAUUACACGGGCUUGUGUAAGCCGGGAUACAGGGGAAGUAACUGCGAGACAAACUAUGAUCUGUGUCAGAUAGCCAAUCCAUGCGUGGGACCAGGCAGCGUGUGUUCCGUUAACGGCGCCACGACAACCUGCAAGUGUUCCACAGGCUAUAGUGGACUGUACUGUGAGAAGAAGGCUGUGUCCUGUUCGUCUGGAUACUGCAUGAACGGAGCCACCUGUGAACUAGUUGCAGGCACUGUUCACUGUUCAUGUUUACCAGGAUUUACAGGAGACCAGUGUCAGACUAAGAUAAACAACUGUCUCACUAACACGUGUCCCCCGGGAUCCAAGUGUGUCGACAGCAUCGAUUCCUUCACCUGUAAAUGUGAAUCAGGAAAGAUUGGCAUCCAGUGUAGUAAAGAUCUGUCUACGGAUUUCGACCUCGUGUUCCCGGGUGCGCUGGGUUACACCCCCCCAGACUACCGGCUCACCCCCCAGCCCAUUUCUCCCAGUCAGCUCUCUCUGUCUGUGUGGGUAAAAUACGAACGUCACACCACACCAGGCACCAUUCUCACGCUGUAUGGACUCAGCUCCCUGUCACCCGCGGCAACCCCGACAGAUCUCCUCUCCCUGGAGCGGGAUCACAUGACCGUCUCGUUUGCUGGCUACAAGGAACUGUCGUACGGGAAGGAUCGCAUCGACGACGGCUACUGGCACCAUGUUGCCAUCGUCUGGACUUCGGCAUUCGGCAAACUCAGUAUCUACGUUGACGCAACGCUUGUCGCAUCUCUCAGUAACUAUGGGCUGGGAACACAUCUGUCGACAUAUGGACUGUUGGCACUGGACGGGACCUACCGGCCGUCGACACAAAGCGUUGACCAAUCGACGGGCAUGAGGGGCCGUAUCAGUCGGCUCCAUGUCACCAAAGGCUCGCUCUCGUUCCCGGCCGACAUCGAACAACUGUACGCGAACAUCAACGCCGUGCCCCCACAGGAUAUCCCAGAAUUCAAUGCUGACAUUGUGGAUGGCGUCAACGGAUUGCUCGACUACCAGAGUCAGCUAACGCUUGGAACAUGUCGCCGUGGAGACGAGAGCUGCAGAUCUUUGAGACAAAUUGUUGCUCGUCCGACCGUGAUGACGUGCCCGUCAGACCAGAUGCUGGUCAGUGGCCGUGUGUCGUCGCCACGCUGGACAGAACCCACGUUUCAAGGUCACAGAACCAUCAGAGCAACUUCAGUGUCUGGAGCCACACCAAUGGGCUGGGGAACAUAUGGAAUCGCGUACGCUGCUAUCGAUGACCAAAAUAACGCUGUUGUCUGCAGCUUCAAGCUUUUCAACAGAAGAACUGAGUGUAUUAAACCAAUGAGGCCGAUGUCCGGUUCACAGACAUGUUCACAGAUAACCGGCGGGAUGCGGUGUUCCGUGAAGUGUCUCGCGUCACUGGCACUGUCAAGACCGGAACCGAAGUACUACAGCUGUGGAACGUAUGGGAUGUACGGCGCUGUCGACCGACCGGUGCCAUUCGAGUACGCAGCGUGUACCAGAUGCUCCACCCCGAUGCAGGACAUCACGAUCGCACUAGAUUUCCGCGUCACCCCGACAUGCAGUGCGACAGUUCUCAACAACCUACGAGACGAGCUGCUCAAGUCUCUGGCGACCUUGAACUCUGACCUGGGCAGCGCGCUGUGUAACACACGGGACUGUGAGAACGUGAACGUGAACCUCGUGUGCAGCACCAGCACAACGGUCAUCUCAUCAACAAUCUCGCUGUCUCUCGUCACAGAGAGCGAAGUGAGGUACAAGUCUGAGAACCGACCACCAAGAGAUUUUCUCUUCAUCGCCAUCGCCGACACACGAAUCUUCAACUACCAUUUCGCCUCGCCCGAACUCGACACAUUUGUGAUGAACUCCAAGAAGGCUUGUGAAGCAGGGAAACAACUCGUAGAUCACUGUUGUGUUGAGUGUGGCCAGGGUUCAUACUAUGACUCGUCGGUACAGAGUUGUGUCCCCUGUGCUAAGGGGACAUACCUCGACGAAAUGGGCCGCGUUGCCGGGACGUCCACGCCCUGUGUUUCCUGUCCAGGAUCACUGACGACGGCUACCACAGGAGCGCAGUCCAUAGACAAGUGUAAAGAUAACUGCACGGCAGGGCAGUACUACAACUUGACGGAGGGUGAGUGUGUGAGUUGUGCGGUGGGUUUCUACCAGUCUGACGUGGGAUCGUUCUACUGCAGUCCGUGUGAUGUGACCAAGUCGACGGCGUACUCGGGACAGACGAGCAUCGCAUCGUGUCUCACGGAUCCCCAGGUGACGGUGGCGCCCUCUUCAACUCAAGGACCGACGUCUGGCGCUGCGACGGGAGGGACGACAUUCAGCAGUGAGUUGAUCGCCAUCGUUGUCAUCAUCGUCAUCAUCCUCAUCGUGCUGCUCUUCAUCCUGCUCAUCUGCUGCUGCAGGGACUGGUUCGAGAAAAUGUGUCCCUGUUUGAUAAUGAAGGUUGGACCCGAGUACGAUGAAAAGUGGCACUACGUCGACAGAUAUGGUGAGACCAACUUGAAGUUUGUGAGCUACAACCUGGGUGACUAUCGUGCCAAGAAGCUCGACAAGCAACGUCUGGUGGAUUCCGACAAGUCUGGCUCAAAGAUCGCAGUCCACGUGCCUUUGUUUGAGGAGAAGCUCCAUGGAACGUGCGUACAUCAAUCAGUUCUUAACUCUGUACUGUUUUCAUCAGUCAGUUCAUAA